GAAAUCGCAGUCUGUGCAUGUUUCAUCAAUCCUACUUACUCACGAUUCACUUCUGCCUACGAGUCUACAAUCUCUCUCCUUUGCUUACCUACGAGUCCUUUUUGCUUACAGACACAUUUCUACUUUGGCAUCUUCCCUUCCGUCCUGCAUACUUGUAAAUUACUGCAAGACUCCAGAAUGCCCUAGGUAACUCAGUCUGCUUGCCUCACAACUCCGAGCGAUUCCGCCGUCCCAACCACCUCCAGCUUUUGCAACGCCUUUAUCAUUUGAGACUCUCUUUACCUCCCACAUAAUGACUGCCAACCAUGUCACUCUUCCAGACACUGAUGAAGAUUCGCCGCGGGCCGGCCUUCUCAGUCCCUGGCGACCGCCGCGAAGGUCUCUCUCUACUGGCAGAAGUUCACCCUUCGCCCCAAGCCGAUCGGCAGCCUGGCGAGAUGAGGCAGUGAGGAAUGCCGAACGGAUACAAAGACGAGUCGUAAAAGUAUGGAGCAAAAUGAGUGUGCUGCAGCGGGUGCUAGCAGUCGUUGGGCUGGUGAUUGUUAACGUGCUGCUCAUCCUUUUCCUGGUAUUCAAUGAACGAAUCUUUGGCCUGCUCGAGCCCCUUGCUGAACGCUGGAAACAUACAACUGGUGGCUGGACAAUCUUAUGGGCCAUCACAUUCUUAACUGCUUUCCCGCCUGUUAUUGGAUAUUCGACCUGUGGAACGACGGCUGGAUUUGUAUACGGAGUAUGGGAGGGAUGGUUGAUUUUGGCAUCUGCAACUGUAGCAGGAUCAUUUUGCUCAUUUCUCCUCUCGAGAACUGUCUUGCGAAAGUGGGUUGAGAGGAUGAUUGCAAACGACAAACGCUUUGCCGCCUUCACGCUCAUUCUCAAACACGACGGGCUCAAGCUUCUGUGCAUGAUUCGCUUAUGUCCUUUGCCCUACUCUUUGUCCAAUGGUGCGAUGUCGACAUUUCCGACUGUUCACCCUGCCAUGUAUGCGCUGGCCACGGCCAUCGUCUCUCCGAAAUUGCUGAUCCACGUUUUUAUUGGGAGCCGCUUAGCCGUCAUUGCGAGGACAAGGGAGAAGAUGACAAUGGGUGACAGACUGGUCAAUUACUCCGGGAUCGCCAUCGGUGCAACCGUUGGCAUUCUGACGGGACUGUACAUUUAUCGACAGACGAUGGCCCGGGCCAAGGAGCUAGAGGCUGAAGAAGCAAACAACGUCCGAGAUGCUGUUCGAAGGACUGGGCAUUUACCCCCUGAGUAUAACGACGAUCCGGAAGCCCAGGCGGCCGCGACUACUUUGGAACGAGACGAUGACGCCAUGGAUUUCUUUGAUGAGUCUCCUAACCAGCAAAGCGAGUAUCAUGAUGAACCUACCGAUGAUGAGGAUGUCUUUGGCCGUGGUGACGGAGACGAUGAAGAGGUCAUAGAUACCAUCAGCCUCCACACGCAGAAAGGAGUAAAUGACUGAAACGUUUGCUCUUGGAAUUGGGAAAGCAUAGAUGAGGCCACACAUGUAUAGAUUCAUUGAAAAGAUAGAGGUAUAGAAUUUCCUCUGAAGUCGUCUGUUCCAGCGG
Exophiala oligosperma is the source of this 1565-nucleotide messenger RNA. RefSeq lists its product as uncharacterized. Lineage: Eukaryota; Fungi; Ascomycota; Eurotiomycetes; Chaetothyriales; Herpotrichiellaceae. The record is from RefSeq and is a predicted model, not a curated record. The transcript has a single exon. The coding region runs from base 293 to 1459 and encodes 388 amino acids. Gene Ontology annotation, biological process: mitotic spindle elongation; vesicle-mediated transport. Gene Ontology annotation, cellular component: Golgi membrane.